Leptonychotes weddellii (Weddell seal) is the source of this 4494-nucleotide messenger RNA. NCBI's taxonomy places the organism in Eukaryota, Metazoa, Chordata, Mammalia, Carnivora, Phocidae. The record is from RefSeq and is a predicted model, not a curated record.
CGCGAUGGCGCGGAGCGCGGAGGGUGCCGCGCUGCUUCUCCUGAUCUGCUUUAACUUUGGAAAUGGACUCCAUUUAGAGAUUUUAAACACAAGAAAUGAAAAUACUCUGCUUCCUAAACACACUCACUUAGUUCGGCAAAAGCGUGCCUGGAUCACUGCCCCUGUGGCUCUUCGGGAAGGAGAGGAUCUGUCCAAAAGGAAUCCAAUUGCCAAGAUACAUUCUGAUAUUGCACUAGAAAGAGGACUAAAAAUUACAUACAAAUACACUGGAAAAGGGAUCACAGAGUCACCGUUUGGUGUGUUUGUCUUUAAUAAAAACACGGGAGAAUUGAACAUCACCAGGAUUCUUGAUCGAGAAGAAACGCCGAGUUUUCUGCUAUUUGGUUAUGCUUUGGAUGAAAGAGGAAACAAUCUGGAGAAACCAUUAGAACUCCGCAUUAAAGUUUUAGAUAUCAAUGACAAUGAGCCAGUGUUCACACAGGAUGUCUUUGCUGGGUCUAUUGAAGAGCUGAGUGCCGCAGAUACCCUUGUGAUGAAAAUCAGCGCCACAGAUGCAGAUGAGCCCAAUACCUUGAAUUCUAAAAUUUCCUAUAGAAUCGUAUCUCAGGAGCCUGCUUAUCCUCCAGUGUUCCACCUAGAUAAAGACACAGGGGAGAUUUAUACAACCAGUUUCACCUUGGACAGAGAGGAACACAGCAGCUAUACUUUGACGGUAGAAGCAAGAGACGGCAAUGGACAAAUUACAGAUAAACCAGUAAAUCAAGCUCAAGUUCAGAUUCGUAUUUUGGAUGUCAAUGACAAUAUACCUGUAGUCAAAAAUGGAAUGACUGAAUGGGUAGUUGAAGAAAAUCAAGCCAAUGUAGAAGUUAUGCGCAUAAAAGUGUUCGAUGCAGAUGAAAUAGGCUCUGAUAAUUGGUUAGCAAAUUUUACAUUUGUAUCAGGAAAUGAAAUGGGUUAUUUCCACAUAGAAACUGAUACUCAAACAAAUGAAGGAAUCGUGACCCUUAUUAAGUACGUAGAACAGUUUCUAGCAUUUGGUACCAGUGUGCUACUGCAACAAAAGGAACAAAAGCUUGGGAGAUGUGAAAUUCAGUUUCUGAUUUCGGAUAGCCAGGGCUUCAGUUGCCCUGAAAAGCAGGUGCUUAAACUCACAAUCUGUAAGUGUCUGGAUGGUGGCGGUUGCAUGGAAAAUCUGAGGGACUCCUACGUUGGCCUGGGACCCGCAGCCAUUGCACUAAUAAUUUUUGCCCUCCUGCUCUUGCUACUUGUACCACUUUUACUGCUGAUGUGCCAUUGUGGAGAAGGCGCCAAAGGCUUCACCCCCAUUCCUGGCACUAUAGAGAUGCUGCAUCCUUGGAAUAAUGAAGGGGCGCCACCUGAAGACAAGGUGGUUCCUUUGCAUAUGACAGCAGAUCACGGAGAGGGUGUAGCCGUCGACGUGAGAGUGGGAAGUGUAACAACCAAGGAAACCACAAAAGAAAGUAGAGGUGCCUUCCUCGAAGGGCAUCAUGAGAUGGCUGAGGUGGAUGGAAGAUGGGAGGAACACAGAAGCCUGAUUUCUGGUGGAGUUACCGAAGUGACAGGGACAACAGGAGCCAACAUAGGCGCUGAAAUGACAAGGAUCACAAAAGUCACAGGGUCUUCCAGAGACCUGGCCGGAGCUCGAGCAGCUACUGUUGCAGCCAACGAAGAAUUCUUAAGAAGUUAUUUCAUUGAGAAAGCUGCCUCUUGCACUGAAGAAGAUGACAUUCACAUAGGCAAAGAUUGCCUUCUGGUUUAUUCUCAGGAAGACACUGCGUCUCUCCAUGGUUCCAUUGGCUGCUGCAGUUUUAUUGAAGGAGAACUCGAUGAUCGCUCUCUAGAUGAUUUAGGGUUUAAAUUCAGGACACUAGCUGAAAUUUGCUUGGGUCACAAAAUAGAUAUGGAUGGGGAAACUGAGCAGAGGCAAAAACCUGUGGGAGCGUCAAGUACGAAGGCAGCUUCACAUUCAUUCAGUGAGCAAACCAGGAUUAAUUCGGAGAAUGCCUGCUUCUCUGGUAAUAGCUUUCAGGUUCCAGAACCUUUGCAUGAAGCAAAUGCAGAGAAAGUAACUCAGGAAAUAGUCACUGAAAGCUCCGUAUCUUCUAGGCAGAGUCAAAAGGUAGCUACGCUGCUCCCUGAUCCAUUGGCUUCUGGUAACGUUGUAGUGACGGAAACUUCCUACAUCACAGGCUCCACGAUGCCACCAAGCACCGUGAUCCUGGGUCCUGGCCCGUCCCAGACCCUUAUUGCGACGGAGCAGACGUACGCACCGGGCCCUCCCUUCGCGGAGCAGCAUUAUGCUAAUGAGAGUAGUGUUGUGGUUACUGAGAGAAUCAUUCAGCCUAACGGGGGCCUACCUGGUCCUCUGGAAGGCUCUCAGCAUCUGCCAGAUGCGCAUUACGUUAUGGUGAGGGAGAGAGAGCGCUUCCUUGCCCCCAGUUCAGGGCUGCAGCCCCCGCUGGCUGCGGCCGCUGUGGCAGUGGGACCGAACCUGACAGUGACAGAAAGGGAGCGAAUCCCCGCCUCCAGUUACCAAUUUCCUGCCGAAACCUCGGUGAUGGCUGGAAAGACAGAGGUUUCUGGUGACGCAGUCCAUGGCCCCCUGCCAAAUUUCAGUUUAGAGGAGUCUGGUCAUUCUAAUUCUACUCGCACCACGUCUACCAGAGUCUCCAAGCACAGCAUCGUGCAGCAUUCUUACUCCUGAACCGUAGUCCGCCACGGUCUGACCCGGAGUCCCAUUUCACAGUUUCAACAGGCCUGUCUUCUGAUGAGCCUGUAGACUUACGAGACAUACACAUCGGGCUUAAAACUCUUCUCAGUCACUAAUACACAACCAGCCUUGCCGUCCUAGCCUCCAGGGGUGGGCUUCAGAAAUGCUCCAGGGUUUGCUGAAGGCAUAAGGACGAUGCGAUGUCUUAAGUGCCUUUUAGUGAGUUAUGGCCAAACAAUAUUCACAAAGCAAAUUAGAGAGUCAGUCCAGCUUCCAAGAGUUCACCAAAUGGACACAGAGUAGCCAGGGCUUCCGCUGUGCAGUCCAGCCACCCAUGAAGCUGACUGGGCCUCUUGGCCUACUGCAUUCACCUUGAACGUUGCCGUUCUGUAUCCCAUACUUGACAGCCCCCAGCAGGUUAUCAACACCUCAUUUCUCCAAAACCACGUGCACAGUCUGGACGACUGUUUGAAGACUAGAGGCCUGGCCUUUUAAUCUAUUUUAGGAUGAUUGAAUUUGGGGACAUUGACACAGUAAAGAGCACACGUUGUAGGUCUCUGUGCGUGUGUGUUGUAUGACCAUAAAAAUAACAUUAUUGCUUCCCUGUGUCUCCCCAAAAUCAUGAAAAUAAUGAACACUUCAAAUUCAGUUGAAUAAUCCAGGGCAAAAUUCAUAAAUAUAAAAUCACUUUACUUUUUAGAGUAAUAUACUAUUUUUACAAACUCAGGAUACAUUAUCUUCUAAUUCUGUACAGCUAACUUAACCACCAGAUUGGCUUCUUCUCCGCCGUGGUAAGAACCUGCCUGUUUCACAGCUAUGUAUCCUCAGUACAUGACAUGAGUGCCAAAUAAAUACUGUGGCAUCAAACCAAAUUUUAGAAACCAUCCUUUUUUGUUUACAGUUGCAAAAAAUACUGAAAAACCCUAUACUGUCGGUAAUUGUGAGUUUGAAAUGAUUUUAUUCUACAUCUCAAAGUCGCUGACUGCCCAGUCCUGACUUACUACGUGAAUAUUAAAUAUUAAAGAUCAUUCAGUUGAACAUAUGGCCUGAAAUUGUACAACAUCCUUUUGCCUUUCAUUUUGAAAAGUUAUUUGGGUAUUUUGGCUUCUCAGUAGAUUACGCUUUCAUUGCUCCUUGAAAAAAUAGUUCAUUUAAAGUUUCAAAGCAUGCGUGCUUAUCAGUAACAGUUGAUGUGAAUAUUUCCCACAACAAAAUUAAAGACUAUGUAAAUUUUUUAUUUUUCAAGGUAUUUUGCUAGGGAAAUGAAUCUUUAAAAAUUCUUUUUUUAGACGUGUUUUUUACCUGAAUUAUGUUAUACAAAAGAUUGAUAUGUUUUUCCGCUACUGACUGGAUAUGGGCAAAAGGCAUAUAUUUUUAAAUAUCAUUAAGUGUGUGGCCAAGGUGAAGGUCAGUCUUCCAUGAUCUAAGUUUUUUACUCUACUUAGUAAUUGUUGCUCCCCCCCCCCAUUAUAUACUUAGUAGUUAUAUUUUGCUAUAUAUGCAACAGGAAUUUCACUACUGUGUGAAAUGUGAAUAUGAUCUGCGGACUCCAAAAAUCCAAACUUGGUCUUAACCGUCCUCCUUGGACAGACUCAGAAAACCUAACCUGUCUCUCUUGUAUGUAGCAUAAUCACAUUUUCUAAAUGGUUUUUUUGUACCUGAAAUGGUGAUUUGUAUUAGGUUUUACAUUUGUUCCUUGGGAGAUUAUAUUUGUACGUGCAUCAUCAUGAAAUAUUUAAAUAAAAAGAUGACCUUUAGAGUGA